UGACUAUGUACAGUUUUAAUGACUUGGUAUAGAUUAGUUUCCAUAAUUUUUGGUUUCUGGUGGUUGGUUUUUUUACCUGAAGACUUGCUCAUUGUUUACUUGGUUUUUGUGUUUGUUGGUUUUUACAUUCAUGUGUUUGUUUUUUGUGUUCCCCUAGGGAUCAUGAACUACGGUAGAUCUGGAGGUGUUUCUUUUGGAACCGCAGACGCGCCUCAAGGGCCCAAGUUUUGGUUGGAACCGGGUUACCGUGCUAAGCUCCACUUUGUUAGGGACCGGGAGAGCUGCAGAGGUCAGGGGGUUCGUGGAGGACAACCUACCACAGGCCGUGCACACCGAGAGUUAUGCUGACCUGAUCUCCUACAAGCUGGAGAGGCAAGACCUGGUUGUCAGCGAGCUGUUCACGUUAUUCAAUUCCUCGCGAUCCCGUGUCGGGAUUCUGGACUGGGGAAUCAAAAUGACAACACUUGAAGACGUGUUUCUGAACGUAGUCCGUCGUAACUCUGCCAACCCGGGGUCCUCCAAGAGGUCGCGAACCCUCUGUCCGUCCUGGGUACCGUGCCAGUUCUCCGUUGCCAAGGGAGACAACAAUUAGCUGGAAGCAUUUUUAAUUAGUUUGCAUUUUUUUAAACCUGCAUUUUUGAACACCAUAACUUAUAUCUAGAUCGUUUAUCCUGUGUGUUGGCAUCAAUU
Geodia barretti is the source of this 690-nucleotide messenger RNA. NCBI's taxonomy places the organism in Eukaryota, Metazoa, Porifera, Demospongiae, Tetractinellida, Geodiidae. The record is from the annotation of a GenBank genome assembly.